UUGCCUAACCCAGUCUGAAUAAAGUUCUUUAACAGCACAGUUGUGUUCGCUCUUCAAAAAAAAAGAAAUUAAUACAAAAUGUGGACAAAAGUGACUUUAUCUUUGGUGCUUGUGGCUUUUGUGGGUCUGCAGUUUGCCAACUCUCUAACCUGCUACAGCUGUAAUACGCCUCAAUCUUGCCAGAAUCCCAGCACUCAAACUUGCAGCAACACAACGGCGAAUGCAACAAGUGCUUGGCUGAGCACCAUCCACAGCGAUGUGCCACAAGUAAAUGGCAGCCUUACCUUCAAGUGCAUGAACCUCACCCAUUUCAUCGCAUCAAACAAUAGCAAACAAUCCGAGAUUCUGGGGUGCUUCCACGAGUCAAUUCCAGUCUGCAGUCUGACAUUGAAUGCCACCAACAGUGCAACAUGGUCCAAAACUUGCACUACUUGCACCACAGAUUACUGCAAUCGCAGUCCAGCUGGCACAUUUAGCAAGAGUUCUUACACAAUGAUUGGCUCUGUUGUGGCUUUGCUCUUGGUUAAGCUGCGAUCGCUUUAAGAUUAAUUUAAUUAUUGAAUUUGUUAACACAAUUCAAAUAAAAUAUUUGUCGAAAAUAUA
Messenger RNA from Drosophila sulfurigaster albostrigata, 603 nucleotides. RefSeq lists its product as uncharacterized. The coding region runs from base 79 to 543 and encodes 154 amino acids. Lineage: Eukaryota; Metazoa; Arthropoda; Insecta; Diptera; Drosophilidae. The record is from RefSeq and is a predicted model, not a curated record. The transcript is spliced from 3 exons.